This is a messenger RNA of Aspergillus alliaceus, 983 nucleotides long. Its product is annotated as gamma-glutamylcyclotransferase family protein. The coding region runs from base 202 to 783 and encodes 193 amino acids. The record is from RefSeq and is a predicted model, not a curated record. NCBI's taxonomy places the organism in Eukaryota, Fungi, Ascomycota, Eurotiomycetes, Eurotiales, Aspergillaceae. The transcript has 2 exons.
GCGGAAGACUCGCCCUUUCAUUUUACUCAUUCCCUAGCUCCUUAGCUCUCUAGAUUUCUGAUAGCCAAGUUCGCUUGAUAACUCUAAGCCCUCGUCCGUUUAUCCCGGAUCCAUCCGCCCCAAAUUAGCAACCCCACAAUACAACUAGAUACACUGCCAGGUCAAGAUCAAGCAACUCCCGUUACACACGCACAACUCACAAUGGGCGGCAACGUCCUCUUCUUCUAUGGAACCCUGAUGGCACCCCAAAUACUGUACCGAGUAAUCCACGGCUCGCCCAAUCCAGAGCCCUGGCAAAAAGCCCUCCUCACUUUCAAACCAGCCAUUCUGCACGGGUAUCGACGGCACCGGGUGCGGGGGGCAGACUACCCUGGAAUUGUAGCAGUUGGCCAAACUACUACAGAGCCAGGCGCGAAUGCAAGCGUUGGUAGCACGGCGUCUGUGCUUGGGACUGUUGUUUCGGGAUUGACGGACGGGGAUAUCCAUCGAUUGGAUAUAUUUGAGGGAUCGGAGUAUGAGAAGGGGAAGGUGAAGGUUAGGGUUUUGCAGGAAUCGUUGGAUCGUCAGGAUGUAGGGUUAGAUGGGAAGGAUACAGAUAAGCAUUUGAGGGACGUUUUGGAUGCGGCUGGGGCGGAGUUUGCGGAUGAAGGGGAGGAGGUAGAGGCUGCUACCUAUGUUUAUGUUGCCGGAAGGAGUCGGCUGGAGGAUGGAGAGUGGGACUUUGAGGCGUUCAAGAGGGACAAGAUGGCGUGGUGGGUUGGGGCUGAUGAGAGUGAGUGGUAAUACUUCUUAAGGUACCCGAGGUUUUAGAUGGAAAACCAAGGGUUUUUAGAUUUUUAGAUGGUCCAAUUCAACAUGGUUUUCCAGGCCGAAAGGCAAGUCUAAAGUAAAUAUGUACAGAUCUAAGCACGCCAACUAAUGGAACGUCAAACAUAUAUUUGCGUCAACAAUGUGGGUGCUGUUGAAUUGUCCGAUUAACGUAA